Molecule: messenger RNA, 1564 nt
Organism: Rhizophagus irregularis DAOM 181602=DAOM 197198
Lineage: Eukaryota; Fungi; Glomeromycota; Glomeromycetes; Glomerales; Glomeraceae
Product: RNA helicase
Cellular component (GO): catalytic step 2 spliceosome; nucleolus
Molecular function (GO): RNA helicase activity; ATP binding; mRNA binding
Source: RefSeq, a predicted model, not a curated record
UUUUCUUUUUUCUUUUUUUUUGAGGAAAUCUUAUUUAUCACCUCCUAUAUCAAAAUUGACUGCGCCACUUUUUAAUAUAAAAUUUGGGUGGCUUGGCAAACUCAAAAUUAUAAAAUUUGUUCAUCGAAGAAUCGUUAAAAAAGCAGCAUUUUAAACAUGUCAAAGUUUGAUCGAAAAGCUGAUGAAAAAUUAGUUUUUGAAACUAGUGAAGAUGUGAAAGUGGUUCCCACCUUCGAUGCCAUAGGUUUAAAGGAAGAUUUACUAAGGGGGAUCUACGCCUAUAAUUUUGAAAAGCCGUCGGCGAUUCAGCAAAGAGCUAUUGUUCCUAUAAUAAAAGGUCGAGAUGUAAUCGCACAAGCACAGUCUGGAACGGGUAAAACAGCUACCUUUUCCAUUUCUAUCCUUCAAUGUAUAGAUACAACAGUUAGAGAAACCCAAGCUCUCGUUUUAUCCCCUACAAGGGAAUUGGCAACUCAAAUACAGAGUGUGAUAUUAGCGCUUGGUGAUUAUAUGAACGUACAAUGUCACGCUUGUAUUGGAGGGACUAGUGUUGGAGAGGAUAUUCGUAAAUUAGAUCAUGGUCAGCACGUUGUUUCUGGUACACCAGGUCGUGUUUUUGACAUGAUUAGACGUCGAAAUUUGCGAACUCGUCAUAUAAAGAUGCUCGUAUUAGAUGAAGCUGAUGAAUUACUCAAUAAAGGCUUCAAAGAUCAAAUAUAUGAUGUAUAUCGAUAUCUUCCACCUAAUACACAGGUCGUUCUUUUAAGUGCUACGUUACCUUACGAUGUACUUGAAAUGACUACAAAAUUUAUGACAGAACCUAUUCGCAUAUUGGUUAAACGGGAUGAAUUGACAUUGGAAGGAAUUAAACAAUUUUUCGUAGCAGUUGAAAAGGAGGAAUGGAAAUUUGAUACUCUUUGUGAUUUGUAUGAUACACUUACAAUUACACAAGCGGUAAUAUUUUGUAAUACACGUCGAAAGGUCGAUUGGUUAACUGAAAAAAUGCGAGAAGCAAAUUUUACGGUUUCAUCAAUGCAUGGAGAUAUGCCUCAAAAAGAAAGGGAUGCUAUCAUGCAGGAAUUUCGUCAAGGCUCAAGUCGUGUGUUAAUUACUACUGAUGUAUGGGCUCGCGGUAUUGAUGUCCAACAAGUAUCUUUAGUAAUAAAUUACGAUUUGCCAAGUAACCGUGAAUUAUAUAUUCAUCGAAUCGGUCGAUCUGGUCGUUUUGGAAGAAAAGGGGUUGCUAUCAACUUUGUGACUUCAGACGAUGUUAGAAUUCUUCGUGAUAUUGAACAGUUCUAUAGUACUCAAAUAGAUGAGAUGCCAAUGAAUGUGUCAGAUUUGCUUUAAUUAAUAAAGUCAACAAUUCAUAGCAAUGAUUAAUCGUCUUCAAUUAGUUUACAAGUUAAAUUUUGUGGAUGCAAUUCAUAAAUAUAAUUAAUCAAAGAUAUUUAGAAUUGAUUCUUAAAAUUAAUUAUAAAUAAUAACAAAUAACAAUAAAACAAAUCCAUAAGAAAAUUGUAUAUUCAAAUAACACUUAACCAGUAAGCAUUUUUCUUUUUUU